AUGGAGCCAAGUCAGGCGGACUUCUGCCACCCGUACCAGCCGUAUUCUAUUCAAUUGGACUUUAUGACCAACUUAUAUCGCUGCCUGGAGGAAAAGAAAGUCGGGAUCUUUGAGUCUCCGACUGGAACAGGCAAAUCUUUGAGCCUCAUAUGUGGGGCCCUAACUUGGCUUCGAGAUCAUGAGCGUCGCUCUUUGAGCGGCACAGCUGGCGAAAAUGAUCCAACGGACUGGUUGGUGCAAGCCGAGUCAGCGGCACAAUGCCGUGGACUGCUUCUUGAACGUGAAGAACUCGAGCGGAAGCUUGCCAGAAUUCGCGAGGAAGAGGCCUGUCGUAGAGAGCGAAGAGUCGACUCAAGGGUCUUAAAGAAAGCACGCACUGCCGAUGCAAAUGGUGCAGAUCGUGCUUUAGAUGAUGUUGAGGAGUUUAUGCUUGAUGAUUAUGACGACGAUGGGGAAGAAAUCCCAUAUCAACGUAACAGCACUGGUUACUCAAGUUCAACUCAGGCACUACUUGACAAGUUACAACAGCCGACAAAGACAGACGUGGAAGAAGCAGAAAAAGAUCGACUCAAAAUCAUCUUCUGUUCGCGCACGCAUUCCCAACUGACUCAAUUUGUCAAUGAGUUGCGUCGUGUGAAGCCGCCAUCCUCUAUUCCCCCCGGAUUCGAAGAUAUUUUACCUGAUACUUGUCUUGAGGAAAGGAUCAAGCAUCUCGCACUCAGUUCGAGGAAAAAUUUAUGUGUCAAUCCUCUAGUCACCCGCUUGUCAUCCACGGCAGCAAUCAAUGAGCAGUGUCUCGAACUUCAGAAACCCAGAACGGUAAAGGAUAAAAGGUGUCGCUACCUGCCUUCCAAGAAUGACAGAGAAAGAGUGGAGUCGUUCCGAGACAGGGCCAUUGCACAGAUCAGGGACAUCGAAGACAUUGGCAAUCUCGGGAGAGCCAUGGAAAUUUGUCCUUACUAUGCCUCUCGAGCUGCCAUCGCUUCGACCGAAGUCCUUACUCUUCCCUAUCCUCUUCUUUUGCAGAAAUCCGCCCGAGAAGCACUGGGAAUAUCGCUCAAGGACAAUGUCGUUGUCAUCGAUGAAGCGCACAAUCUGAUGGAUGCCAUCGCGGAUACGUUCUCCAUGGCAUUGCGCCUGAGUCAGCUGGAUCAAGCUGUAGACCAGGUAACUGCUUAUGCGAUGCGAUUCAAAAAUCGCCUGAAAGGGAAAAAUCGAGUCUAUCUUACGCAAGUGAUUCGGUUACUAAAUUCGCUCACAGAUUGCCUACGGGAUACAAUGAGGAAUACACACUCCACAGAGGUGUCUGUUCCUGCUGCUCAGCUUAUGUCGGGGAAAGGCGUUGAUCAGAUUAAACCUCAUAAGCUAUUGCGGUAUCUGCACGAAAGUAAACUCUGCCACAAGGUUGAAGGCUACACGGAAUCUCAAAAGGCCGAGAACGAGUCGAACCACGGAAAGGGUGUUUUGAUGCACUUCCAGGACUUCUUGUUGAAUUUGAUGAAUCCACAGAGUGAAGGAAGAUUCUUUGUGAGCCGACAAGACAAGGAUAUCAUUGUUCGCUACACUUUGCUUGAUCCAAGGGAGCAUUUUCGGGAUAUCGUUCAGGAUUCCAGAGCAGUCAUAUUGGCCGGAGGGACUAUGUCCCCAAUGACUGACUAUUCCGACUAUCUUUUCUCAUAUCUCGAAAAAGAUAGGCUUCGAACUUUUAGUUUUGGGCAUGUCGUUCCAGCUUCUCAUUUAUUCGCUCAAGCCGUUGUGAAUGGGCCUUCGAACGUCGAGUUCGACUUCACAUAUGAAAAACGUGCUUCGGAGAAAAUGAUCCUGGAAUUGGGCCAUUUGAUUGUACGCGCUUGCAGAGUCGUACCGGACGGAGUAGUUGUGUUUUUCCCUAGCUACGACUAUCUGUCUCAGGUUGUGUCCGUUUGGCAAAGACUCCCAACCUCCCAACCGCUGAUGACGGUCCUGGGUAAAACGAAGGUCACCUUUCAAGAAUCCAAGUUCGUUCAGGUCGAGGAACUCCUGCGAGAUUAUGCGAACGCGGUAGACGCUGGGAAGGGCGGCUUAAUGCUGUCCGUCGUUGGCGGAAAGCUUUCGGAGGGAAUCAAUUUCUCGGACAGACUGGGUCGGGCAGUGAUCGCGGCUGGUCUUCCGUUUCCAAACGCCAAUGGUGCGGAGUGGAAGGCCAAAAUGCAACAUAUUGAGGCUCUUCGAUAUCAGCAGUGCAAAGGAGAGGGAAAAUUCAAGGAGGCGGAAUGCAGGACGGAGGCGAAACGUGCAAGUAGGGACUUCUAUGAAAAUGCAUGCAUGAGAGCUGUCAAUCAAAGCAUCGGAAGAGUCAUCCGUCAUAGAAAUGACUAUGCAGCAAUUCUGAUGGUAGACAGACGGUUUGCGACGGAAAGGAUCAGGCGGAAACUGCCAGGAUGGAUUCAAGGGAGCAUGCCGAAGGGUAUUCGAGCUUGGGACGAAAUAGAGAGAUCUCUUGAGGACUUCUUUCAAGGUAGAUAG
Rhinocladiella mackenziei CBS 650.93 is the source of this 2505-nucleotide messenger RNA. RefSeq lists its product as uncharacterized. The record is from RefSeq and is a predicted model, not a curated record. The transcript has a single exon. Gene Ontology annotation, biological process: nucleobase-containing compound metabolic process; establishment of sister chromatid cohesion. Gene Ontology annotation, molecular function: DNA helicase activity; ATP binding; hydrolase activity, acting on acid anhydrides, in phosphorus-containing anhydrides. Gene Ontology annotation, cellular component: nucleus. Bases 1 to 2505 code for a protein of 834 amino acids. NCBI's taxonomy places the organism in Eukaryota, Fungi, Ascomycota, Eurotiomycetes, Chaetothyriales, Herpotrichiellaceae.